Dentiscutata heterogama is the source of this 254-nucleotide messenger RNA. The record is from the annotation of a GenBank genome assembly. Lineage: Eukaryota; Fungi; Glomeromycota; Glomeromycetes; Diversisporales; Gigasporaceae.
AAAUACUUAAGCAAUCUUUUGCACCACAGGCAGAUCAAGAAGAAACAAAACAGUCAUAUCUUGAUUCAAUUUAUGUCAAAUUAUCUGAUAAUAGUACUGAUAAUAGUUCUAGUUCAAUCAGUGAUAAUGAUAAUACACCAAGUGAUGGAGCCUACAAAAAGACAACACAAACCAAUAAACUUAAUAUAGUUGAAAACUUGUCUGCAGUUAAUCUAAAUGAGGGUGAAGAAAUAAAAGAAGGAUGUGAAAAGAUA